AUGAUUUGUCGAGAUUUGUUCUCCUACACUCGAGCUUGCAAUGCUGCAAAAAGAGAGAGAGAGCGCCUAUUGAAGGAUAUGAAAGCUUUAGGCUUCGGUGGAACUCAUUGCAAUAGAUUCAAUUGGCUUGGAAGUAAUGUAUCGUAAGUAAGUCAAUCAGCUAACUAGAGCUAUAGGUACUCGGUGAAGAGGGGUAUCAAUGGGUUACUCAUUAAGCUCCAAGCGCUCGCUAGGCCCCCCAUGUUGACAGGAGACAGAGAGAAAACCUAG
This is a messenger RNA of Hymenoscyphus albidus, 270 nucleotides long. Lineage: Eukaryota; Fungi; Ascomycota; Leotiomycetes; Helotiales; Helotiaceae. The record is from the annotation of a GenBank genome assembly.